Messenger RNA from Penaeus monodon (black tiger shrimp), 2764 nucleotides. RefSeq lists its product as uncharacterized. Lineage: Eukaryota; Metazoa; Arthropoda; Malacostraca; Decapoda; Penaeidae. The record is from RefSeq and is a predicted model, not a curated record. Bases 35 to 667 code for a protein of 210 amino acids. The transcript has a single exon.
AAUAAAAAAAUGGAUUAUGACAGCCAACUAGGUAAUGGAUGAUUUGAAGUUAUUGGAUAGCCACAAUGAAAAGGUUCUUGGUUUGAUCUGGACACCAACUGAGGAUAGAUUUAUUUACAAGGUCAAGCUGAAUUUUGCUACGAAAUUUAGGAAUGUUCGUAAAGGUCCUUAUUUAGAUGGGUUAAGCUUGGAUGCUAACUUGCCUAAAAUUCUGACAAAGAGAAUGAUUCAGAGUCAAGUAGCAGCGAUUUAUGACCCAUUGGGAUUAAAUGUCCCAUUUACAUUAAUCCCAAAAGUGUUAAUGAGAGAAACUAUAACUAAUGAACGUAAUAUGGGUAGUGUGUGUGGUUGGGAUGAUGCAAUACCAGAGAGACUAAGAGACAAAUGGAGCAAUUUUUUCCAUGAGGUUUUUGAAUUGGAGAAUUUAUCUUUUGCUAGAUGUGUCAAGCCAGAAAAUGCUUUGGGUAAACCAAUGCUUGUCAUCUAUUCAGAUGGUAGUUUAUUGGCAUAUGGGGCUUGUGCAUAUGUUAGAUGGGAGUUAGUAGAUGGGCAUUAUGAGUCACAUUUAGUUAUGGCUAAGAAUAGGAUAGCUCCAAUCAAACAACUUACAAUACCUCAUUUAGAACUAUGUGGUGGUCAUAAUUUGCCGACUGCGGGCCUUAAUUGAGAAAGAAUCAGAUUGGAAAUUCUAGUCUGUAAUGGUUGAUUCCUCUAUAGUUAGAGCACAAAUCCAGAAUGAGUCCUAUGGAUUUGGCACAUUUGUGGUGAACAGAGUGGCAGAAAUACAAGCAAAAACAGAUCCUUGUGAAUGGUGAGUGAGCACUGCAGAAAACCCUGCUGAUCUUCCUACUCGAUCUUGUCAUCUUAAGUAUCUUCAGUGCAAUUCUGUAUGGCAGAAAGGACCUGACUUCUUAACUUAUCCCAUUUGUAAAUGGCCAAUUAAUCAAAUUUAUAAUGAAGAACUGCCAGAUAGAGUAGGUGUUGUGAUGACAUGCAAGUCUGAAAAUUAUUUGAAAGAAAAUGCCUCCUUCAUAAAUACAGAUAGAUUUAGUAGUUACAAAUUGCUUUUGGGAGUUACAGCUCGAGUGAUCGGAGCUAUUAAAGCUUAAUCUUUCAAAGUAAUUAUGAAUCCACCAUCACCUAAACAACUUAAGGAAGCAGAAAUGCAUUUUAUUUGCAUGGAACAAGAGACCUUACAGCCCGAUUGGAGUAAGGCUUACCAGAGACUAGGCCCCAAAAUUGACAGCAGUGGCAUAAUUGUAGUGGGUAAUAGAAUGUCUAACUGGCUUAAAGAAAAUAGUUAUUAGGCUGUACUUACAACAUCUGCAUGAGGUAGAUCAUGCUGGAGUAGAGUGUACUUUGGCUAAGUUACAAAGUAAAUUCUGAGUCCCUGGUACUCAACGUUAGAUCAAAGCAGCAGAGUCGACGUGUUGUAUUUAAAAGGUUAGGAGCUGUAACUGUUGGACAGAAAAUGGGCCAAGUAAGUUCUGAAAGGUUAAAUCCUGCUCCACCUUUUCACUAUACUUCAUUAGAUUUAUUUGGACCUUUUGAGAUCAGAGAUACUAUCAAACUGAGAACUAUUGGUAAAGCGUAUGGUACCAUUUUCACUUGCCUUAUGACUCGUGCAAUAUACUUGGAUUUAGCAGAUAUUUACAGCAUACAAAGCUUCUUAACUGCUUUUAAGAGAUUUGUAUCUAUUAGAGGAUAUCCACAUACCAUACAUUCAGAUUCAGGUACACAGUUAGUGGCUGCCAGUAAGGAGUUAAAGGUCAUAAGGCGUAAUGGGAUUUAUCAAAAAUCAUUGACUCAGGUGUCGAAAAAGGAACUACUUGGGUAUUUAAUAAUUCUGCAGAGGCUCCCUGGCAAAAUGGUUGUAGAGAAUGUUUUAUUAGGUCAAUUAAGAGAACCAUAACCAUAGCGAUUCGGGAUUCUAAAUUAACUUUUGGAGAAUUACAGACUAUUAUUUGAAGUGGCUAAUCUUCUGAAUGAGAGACCUAUUGGCAUGAAACCUGGUAUUGAUGUUGAAGCAGGCUCUUAUUCAUGUCCGAAUGAUCUGUUACUUGGUAGAGCUAGUAACAAGGUGCCAACCAGUGUGCUAAAAAUAGAACCUAACAAUAGCAAAAGCAGCCUCGAGUUUACGGAUCGUAUUGUUAAUAGCUUUUAGAGAAAAUGGUUAAGAUUAUUUUCCUACUCUAAUUUUAAGACAAAAGUGGCACACACAACAAAGAAAUGUCCAGCUUGGUGACAUUGUUCUUCUAAAGAAUAAGGAUUUAGUUCAAGGAAAUUGGAAACUGGCUCAAGUUAAAUCUGUAGAACCAAGUAGAGAUGGUAAAGUAAGAGAUGCUACAAUACAAUACAAGAUUCAAAAGGCAGGAAAUACCUAUGAAGCUCAAGAAGAUUCUUGUGUUAAAAGAUCUGUACUCAGAUUAAUAGUCGACGAUAGAGAAGAAUUGUUUAUAAUUAUUAUGCUGUAUGAUGUUUUCUUUCAAUUACAUUAUAUAAUUAUGUGUUUCUGUAAUAAUUAAAGAAAAUGAAAGUAUCCACUAUGCUGUGCCAAUAGAUGGCGUUGGUUUCUUAACCACAUGUUCGUGUUUUGUACAUGACAGUUCGCUCCUUGGCCAGUCCUUUGUUUACGAUUUGAUUCAUUAAUUUAAUUGUUAAAAUUAAAUAGUUAUUGCUACGCCAGUGGGUCUUUGUCUUUGUGCGAAACAUGUGUUAACAUGAAAAGGAUGACCUGGGCAUGUGUUAACAUGAAGGGACCUGG